Molecule: messenger RNA, 708 nt
Organism: Diospyros lotus (date-plum)
Lineage: Eukaryota; Viridiplantae; Streptophyta; Magnoliopsida; Ericales; Ebenaceae
Product: NADH dehydrogenase [ubiquinone] 1 alpha subcomplex subunit 8-B
Exons: 3
Coding region: 179-499 (106 amino acids)
Biological process (GO): mitochondrial electron transport, NADH to ubiquinone
Source: RefSeq, a predicted model, not a curated record
GCGUCAUAAUUUAGGGGGGGGCAAGUUUGCAGGGGUCCAAGUCCGCCCUUGCGCACGUUAGCAUUGACCGUCCCUCCGAUUGAGCCCUAAACAGCGAUCAGCAUCGUUCUCUCCCUCUAGAGCAAAAACUCGAAGCAACAGAAGAGAGAAAGGGGGAAUUAAUCGAUCGGAUUUGGAGAUGUCGAGUGCUGUGGAUGCGUCGGGUGACCCAAUCCCGACGUCGGCGGUGCUGAUGGCAGCAGCGAAGCAUAUAAACACCAAAUGUAGAGCUGAAAAUGUGGCCUUCCUCAAAUGCAAGAAAGAAGACCCGAACCCCGAGAAAUGCGUCGACAAAGGCCGGCAAGUCACUCGAUGCGUCCUCAACCUGUUGAAGGAACUUCAUCAAACGUGCACGAAGGAGAUGGAUGCUUAUGCCGGUUGUUUGUACUACCACACGAAUGAGUUUGACUUGUGUCGCAAGGAGCAGAAUGAAUUCGAGAAAGCGUGUCCUUUGGAGUGACCGGCAGAUGCCACCUAGAACCGGACUAUGCUCAUAAUAAUUUACCAACCCCCGACCUGAAAUGAGCAAAUUUCUUCCUUUCUUCUUUCUAUUUUGUUUUGGUGCACUUCCAUUGUAACUGUACCUGGUCUGGGAUGCCACUCACCUAAACUGCAGAUCAUUCCCGUUCAAUGCUUCUAAUACAACACUGCUUUGUUACCAUCAUAAUC